This is a messenger RNA of Pipra filicauda (Wire-tailed manakin), 7504 nucleotides long. RefSeq names its product chromosome segregation 1 like (gene CSE1L). The transcript has 25 exons. Lineage: Eukaryota; Metazoa; Chordata; Aves; Passeriformes; Pipridae. Gene Ontology annotation, biological process: protein import into nucleus; protein export from nucleus. The coding region runs from base 91 to 3006 and encodes 971 amino acids. Gene Ontology annotation, molecular function: nuclear export signal receptor activity; small GTPase binding. The record is from RefSeq and is a predicted model, not a curated record. Gene Ontology annotation, cellular component: cytosol; nuclear envelope.
CCCCCGCCCCGCGGUUUGAAUGUGAAGCGCAGCCGGAGCGCUCGGAGCCGCCGCCGCCGCCGCCGGGGGGAGCCGCCAGGUUCUGCCAAAAUGGAGCUGAGUGAUGCCAAUUUACAAACUUUAACUGAGUAUCUAAAGAAAACACUAGAUCCAGAUCCUGCUAUAAGGCGUCCUGCUGAGAAGUUCCUCGAGUCCGUGGAAGGAAGCCAGAACUAUCCGUUGUUACUCUUAACGCUGCUGGAGAAAUCACAGGAAAAUGUCAUCAAAGUUUGUGCAUCUGUAACGUUCAAGAAUUACAUUAAAAGGAACUGGAGAAUUGUUGAGGAUGAACCAAACAAAAUAUGUGAAUCAGACAGGAUAGCCAUUAAAGCCAACAUAGUGCCCUUGAUGCUUAGCAGCCCAGAACAAAUUCAAAAGCAGUUAAGUGAUGCCAUCAGUAUUAUUGGUCGGGAAGACUUUCCUCAGAAGUGGCCAGACCUGCUGACAGAGAUGGUGAAUCGCUUCCAGAGCGGGGAUUUCCACGUCAUCAACGGGGUCCUUCGCACCGCUCACUCUCUGUUUAAAAGGUACCGCCACGAAUUUAAGUCAAAUGAGUUAUGGACAGAGAUCAAACUUGUUCUUGAUGCCUUUGCUUUACCCUUGACAAAUCUCUUUAAGGCAACUAUUGAACUUUGCAGCACACAUGCAAAUGAUGCCAGUGCCCUGAAGGUUCUCUUUUCCUCUCUCAUUCUAAUUGCGAAGCUGUUCUAUAGUUUAAAUUUUCAGGAUCUUCCAGAGUUUUUUGAAGAUAACAUGGAAACAUGGAUGACAAAUUUUCAUAGUCUUUUAACCUUAGAUAACAAACUGUUGCAGACUGAUGAUGAAGAGGAAGCUGGAUUACUGGAGCUCUUGAAAUCACAGAUUUGUGAUAAUGCUGCUUUAUAUGCUCAAAAAUAUGAUGAAGAAUUCCAGCCCUACCUGCCACGUUUUGUAACAGCAAUCUGGAAUCUGUUAGUCACGACAGGCCAGGAGGUGAAAUAUGACUUGCUGGUCAGUAAUGCAAUCCAGUUUCUGGCCUCAGUUUGUGAAAGACCACAUUACAAGCAUCUGUUUGAAGACCAGAAUACAUUGACAAGCAUCUGUGAAAAAGUUAUUGUUCCCAAUAUGGAAUUUAGAGCGGCUGAUGAAGAAGCAUUUGAAGAUAAUUCUGAAGAAUAUAUAAGAAGGGAUUUGGAAGGAUCUGAUAUUGACACCAGGCGCAGAGCAGCUUGUGAUCUGGUCAGAGGCUUGUGCAAAUUUUUUGAAGGACCUGUGACAGGGAUCUUUUCUGGAUAUGUUAAUUCUAUGCUGCAAGAAUAUGCAAAGAAUCCAUCUGUUAACUGGAAGCACAAAGAUGCAGCUAUUUACCUUGUUACGUCUUUGGCAUCCAAAGCUCAAACACAGAAGCAUGGAAUAACCCAAGCCAAUGAACUUGUUAAUCUGACAGAAUUCUUUGUGAAUCACAUUCAGCCUGAUUUAAAGUCUGCUACUGUGAAUGAAUUCCCUGUGCUAAAAGCAGAUGGUAUCAAAUAUAUCAUGAUAUUUAGAAACCAAGUACCGAAGGAACAACUGCUGGUGUCUAUUCCUCUCCUAAUCAAUCACCUCCAAGCAGAAAGUAUUGUGGUGCAUACUUAUGCAGCCCAUGCUCUUGAAAGACUGUUUACCAUGAGGGGGACAAAUAAUACUACCCUCAUUACAGCUGCAGAAAUGGCACCGUUUGUAGAAGUGCUGUUAACAAACCUUUUCAAAGCGCUGACGCUUCCUGGCUCCUCUGAAAAUGAAUACAUUAUGAAAGCCAUCAUGAGGAGUUUUUCUCUGCUACAGGAAUCCAUAAUUCCAUACAUCCCUUCUGUCAUCACACAGCUCACACAGAAACUGCUGGCUGUCAGUAAGAAUCCCAGCAAGCCCCACUUUAACCAUUACAUGUUUGAGUCCAUCUGCCUGUCGAUCAGGAUAACGUGCAAGGCGAACCCGGAGGCCGUGGGGAGCUUUGAGGAGGCCUUGUUCCUGGUGUUCACUGAGAUCCUGCAGAAUGAUGUGCAAGAGUUCAUUCCGUAUGUGUUCCAAGUGAUGUCCUUACUUCUGGAAAUGCAUAAAAAUGAAAUCCCAUCAUCCUACAUGGCACUGUUUCCUCACCUGCUCCAGCCAGUGCUCUGGGAGAGGACAGGGAACAUCCCUCCGCUGGUGCGGCUGCUGCAGGCGUACCUGGAGCGGGGGGCCAGCACCAUCGCCAGCGCCGCCGCCGACAAGAUCCCUGGGUUGUUAGGUGUGUUCCAGAAGUUGAUUGCCUCUAAAGCUAAUGAUCAUCAAGGCUUUUAUCUUUUAAACAGUAUCAUCGAGCAUAUGCCUCCUGAAUCAGUUGACCAGUACAGGAAACAGAUCUUCAUUUUGUUAUUCCAAAGACUUCAAAAUUCCAAAACGACAAAGUUUAUCAAAAGUUUUCUCGUCUUCAUUAACUUGUAUUGCAUAAGAUAUGGGGCAUUAGCUCUGCAGGAGAUAUUUGACAGCAUACAGCCAAAGAUGUUUGGAAUGGUUUUGGAGAAAAUUAUAAUUCCUGAAAUCCAGAAAGUGUCUGGACAAGUUGAAAAGAAAAUCUGUGCUGUUGGCAUUACAAAAAUAUUAACAGAAUGUCCUCCCAUGAUGGACACAGAGUACACCAAGCUGUGGAUUCCUUUGCUGCAGGCCCUCAUUGGCCUCUUCGAGCUGCCUGAGGAUGACACAAUCCCUGACGAGGAACACUUCAUUGACAUCGAGGAUACUCCAGGCUACCAGACUGCAUUCUCCCAGCUAGCCUUUGCUGGGAAAAAAGAGCACGAUCCUGUAGGUCAAAUGGUGAACAAUCCUAGAAUCCAUCUGGCACAGUCUCUUCACAAACUGUCUACAGCGUGCCCAGGCAGGGUUCUGUCCAUGCUGAGCACCAGCCUGAACGCAGAAGCGUUGCAGUAUCUCCAAGGAUACCUCCAAGCUGCAAGUGUGAGUCUGCUCUGAGAUAGUCCACGAGCAAGAUCAAAGGCUGGUUUGUUACACAGAAGGUUGACUUUUUUUAUGGCAGAGCUCAGACAAAACGAAAAAUGCUGCUUGAAAUUGUAUUGCAGAUUCCAUCUUGUAAAAGAUAAAUGUGGCUUUAAGGCAAAACUGAAAGGAUUUCUGGUUUGUGUACUCCUAGAUAAAGGUGGCUAACUUCCACUCCCAGUCUAAUUUUCAAAGGGAGUAGUCAUAGCGGUUUGGAAUGGGAUUUUAUUUGAAAUCUGCAUCUGCAGUGUUUGGAUAAUACUUGGAAUUGUAUGGAGAGCACUGGCUGUAGAAACUCACUUCAGUCACUAAAAUUCCUUUUCAUUUUAAUGUUGUCCUUUGUAUUUCUUUUGUCUUUCCUUAAACUUUAUCUAAAUUGUGAAUAAAUAAGAAGUACUUGUUUAAAAUGCCUGUCACUGUGCGCUUACUGUUUUAGAAGAAUGUAGUUGGUUUAAAAAAAGAGGUUUUACACUUAGGAUAGAAUAUAAAAUAGUGGGACUGUGAGGAUUUUUCUAUAAGUAGUAGUUUAAGUACAUUUUAGGAUCAUACAGAGCAGAUCUAAAACUUUGGGAGAAGAGCCAGAACUGUUGUCACUCUUGAGUGCUUUUUAGAGCACUGGUCCUACAGGGAUAGGAAUAAAUUGAAUUAUAGAGACUGGAAAACUCCUGAAUAAGAGUGAAGUCUCAGACUUAUGUGAUAUUAAGCAGUGUUGUACAUGACAGAAUUUUUUUAGCUGUUUGUCCACAGACAUUCUGCAGGUGACUUGAAUCAGGACUGGUGUUUUGUAUUUGUAUUAGUUAAUGCCUGUUGGAGCUGGGCCUUGUGUCAAGAAAGUUGCUGAAUUUACUGAGGGAGGAACAGGGCAGAACCAGCUGUCUUUCAGUUCUUCCUGGUACCUGGAAGUGCAUCCUGGCCAUAGCUCUUGUAUGUAAAGAAAUGAGUUGCCUGUUAGCUAAUGGAUUUAAAUAAUAACUAAGUGCCUGAAAAUGUAGUAAAAGAGUCAGCAUCAACAGGUUUGUUUUACCUGGUCUGUCAGGGAGUGUCAGGCCCUCGUUUGUAGAUGUGAAGUGAAAGCAGUGCUCAGAGUGAAGCACUGCAGGGGUGAUCCCGAGGAGCAUUUGCCUUAGUGCUGCUGAGACAGACUGUGCUGUGUUUGGGUGUCCGGAGCUUCUGGCAGCAGGAAUGUCACAGACAGGCUGGAACCACAGGGUCACAUGUGACAUCUGCAAGGAGCUGAGUGCCUGCCUCGGAUGUCAGUGUUUACUGAGCCGUGAUCCUCCUCAUCCUGCAGGCCAGAAGGAUAUCAGAGCACUGCUGUGCAGCUUUGUCUUUUUCCCUGGACAAUAUGGAGAACAAUUCUAUGGAGAACAAUUCUACAGAGAACUUGCAGACCUUUUUUUUUCCUGCCAUCCUCAAAGAACCAAACUGGAAGGGUGCUGGUGGCCGUGUCCCUGUAACUGUGCUGGAGAGUGACAGCCGGGGCCUCACGUUGGACCAUCUCACUUGGGCAGCUCCAAGCCAGAUUUCUUCAGAAACUCAGAGCUUGCUGAGAUACGUGAGGGAACAGAUGUUUCUUGUCUUACCAGUGCCAGCAUGGAUGGAACUGGACAGGAUUCACAGCAAGAAGGCAGAAUCUGUUAGAGAGAUGGCCUAAGAAAAAUUGGCUCUUCUAAAUGGAAAAUUAUCAGUGAGUUUUGAUGUUCACCGUCUUGCACUCCUUGCAACGUGUGACUUCGAUGUUGGACAGACAUUCCGUGUGAAUAAGUGCCUAAGUGACAUCAGAUCAACAAAUACCAUGUUAGUCCUUCAGUUGACUCAGAGCUGAGUAACUCAGACUGUGUAGACACGGCUGUGGCACCGCUGGUGACGUGUUCUUUAGUGCCAGCACACUGUGCAGGUUGUGUGAGGGCUGUGAGGGUCUGUGCAGAGCACUUCCCUUCAGGGCAGUGAGUUAGGGUGCCAUCAGCACUGCCCUCUGCAUCCAGGAGGGACCUCCCUGCUCUUCCUGGCACCUCCUGUUCUCAGGAUUCAGAAGGUGAAGUCCCACCUACAUUUAUCUGUUCAUUUGGUGGAAGCUGAUGCAAGUCGUGCUGUAACAGCUUUUUGCAAGACUGUGUUGGACAGUUGGGCAAACACCAGUUUCUUUGGAGAGCACAGGCUGGGAACACCUGGUGUCAAUAGACCUUCUGAGGACCUGGGAGCACCUAAUUUAAUGUAGUGAACUCCUGCCUGUCACUGAGGUCUUCUGAAACACUUCUGAAAACAAGGAGCCAAUUCUUACUUGCAACUGAUGAUGGCACAAGAUCAUUCAAAUUCAAGUGUGGGAAUGUUACUUGCUUCUUUCUGAGUGGGAAGUGGGCAAAGGGAUGCCUGUUUUUGAAUCUUUUGGCACCAUGGAACUCUAGUCUACUCUCCUGCUGAUUGGUUUGGGAUUGCCAGCUUCUAAAUAAUAUUCUGAGGCUUUUGUAACAGAAGAAAUACCUUAUUGUUGGUUCAAAAACCCAAAACCAAACCCCCUCAAGGCCAGUGUGUUUUCUUGUUUCCUUGGGCUGUGAAUGGGCCUCAACACUGUCAGCACUGCUGCCAGUGGGCAGCACAUGCUAAAGCAAAGCUCUGUUUCUCUAUUUCUUCGUGUACCUGUGUGCUGAGAGUCACCCUCUCAGCCAGACAUUUACUUCCAACAAUUCUCUGAUGAAGCCAGACAUUGAUUUUUUUCUUAAACAGCUUCAUCCUUUCUUAGAAGUGACAGUUUCUCAGUACCUGGGGAUUCCAUCAACCAGCAGCAGCCGAGGGCAGAGCUGUGCCCAUUCUUCCAGCCCCCAGCAGAAGUACCACAGGCAUUUCUCCCAUUCCAGGCUUUUGCUUUGGAAACUGUGCAGUUGUUCCCUGACACACAGGUGCUCCAGGCACAAAUCUCUAUCAGUAAAGACACCCAGCUCUCAGAAAGCAGCACAAAGGCUUUGUUUACCCUUAGCUUUUACCCUUACUUAUUUAAAUGAAGUCAUUCUUGCCUUUCCUGCAGUAUAGAGGAAAUAUUCUGGGCCUGGGCUGCAGUGGCAGGGCCCUCACAGGACAGGAAAGGCUCAGUGGCUGCUGGUGACAGCUCAGGCAAAGUGACUGAAGGCUUAAAAGUUCUCUCUCAAAAUAGGAAUUUUCUCAUUCACAUGAGCUCACAGCUUAUGCUGGACUUGCUGUAUUGCGUUCGAGACGAGAGCAGAAUAAAAUGCUUUAUUAUUAAAGUAAUAAAUCUUAAUAGAAAGUAAAAGAUAUUUUGUUACUAAUGAGUAAUGUGUCAGAAGAGCGUAGUAACAGGGUUUUAGCUCAGCUAGUUCAUCUAGGUCCUAGUAAAAAGUUUUCAUUUUCUAAGGCUGUGAAGAGAAAUUCACACUCUUGGGUUUGUGCCUGAUAUAAGGGGUAUUUUGAAGUAAGUAUUUAACAAAGAAAAUAUAUUAAUAACAAGUAUCAGAUUUCUCCAUGAACAUCUGAAAAUACUGGCAUUACAGUACUGCUUCCUUACAAAAGAAAAUGAAAGUUUAAAGUAUUUUACAAAUUGUAAUCUAGAAAAAAAGUCUCUGUCCUUGUUUAAGCUGCUGUGCAAAGAAGAGUGGAAAAGUCUUUUGGAACAUUUUUGAAUAAAUAAUAAUCAUUCAUAUGAUAGAGGAGUAAAUGCCCUUCAGUGAAAGAACAAAUGUGUUGGCUAUUUGACAUGUGCCAAAGUGCUCCUCAGGCCUUUGAAUUCCACGUGUAUUUGCUUCAGUUAUGUUCAGUUUUGUGAUCUGGCUGCAGAUGCUUUUUGUCUCGACUGCAAAUUUUACACACACCCAGGCAUUCACAAUUUUCUAGAAAAGGAGAACAUAAACCUGAAUUUUUACUGUAACUCGCUUUGGAAUUCCCUGUCUCCACAGAACUUACUACAGAAAUCCUCCACGAAUGUUUCAUUACAGACAACACUGAGCCUUGCAGUAGUGAUUGCACAGCAGCUGAAAUUUCAUUUCCUUCUGGAAUGUGACUGUUGCUGGCUUGGAAUAAUUAAAGCAUCUUAGCAGCACAUACUAUUAUGCAAGAGACCACAAGAACACGUGACUAAGUGUUUAAAUGUGAUAUGGGAUAUAUAUCUAUAUACUUACAUGCUGGAGAAUGUCUUUUCAAUGCUAUGUUGUCCAUUGUUUUUUUUAUUUUUUUUUCAGUGUGUGAUGUAUUUUCUUUAUGGUAUCUUUGGGAUCCAUGUCAGUAUUAAAUGCAGAAAUGGAUAUGGAGCUUUAGGUAUACCGAGGUUUCUUUCUCUUUGGGUUUUGCUGUGAUUCUCCCCACGACCUCAGAAGCCUUUUUUUGCAGUCUGUGGGAUCCAGUUCCCCAGGGCUGAGCAAGGGCAGGAGUUACUGACUGCGGCUGAACGGUGCUGUGGGAGUUGCAACGUUGUGACUUGAAAUGUAUUUUUACCUAUUAAGAGAGAUAAAGUAUUUCUAACCCUGAA